Messenger RNA from Myotis brandtii (Brandt's bat), 1761 nucleotides. RefSeq names its product keratin 84, type II (gene KRT84). Gene Ontology annotation, molecular function: structural constituent of skin epidermis. Lineage: Eukaryota; Metazoa; Chordata; Mammalia; Chiroptera; Vespertilionidae. Gene Ontology annotation, cellular component: keratin filament. The transcript is spliced from 9 exons. The record is from RefSeq and is a predicted model, not a curated record. Gene Ontology annotation, biological process: intermediate filament organization; keratinization. Bases 1 to 1761 code for a protein of 586 amino acids.
AUGUCUUGCCGCUCCUACCGAGCCAGCUCUGGUCGCCGUGUGGGCAACUUCAGCUCUUGCUCAGCAAUGGCCCCGCAGAACCUGAACAGGUUCCGAGCCAGCUCCGUCUCCUGCAGGAGUGGGUCUAGCUUCCGAGGCCUUGGCAGUUUUGGUAGUCGGAGUGUCAUCACCUAUGGAUCAUGCUCACCCCGGAUAGCAGCUGUAGGCUCUCGUCCCAUCCACUGUGGAGUUGGCUUUGGUGCUGGUGGUGGGUGUGGUGCUGGUCUAGGGUUUGGAGCCAGCAGUUGCCUUGGCUAUGGCUUUGGUGGCCCUGGCUUUGGCUACAGAGUUGGAGGAAUUGGAGUCCCAGCAGCCCCAUCUAUCACAGCAGUGACUGUUAACCAGAGCCUGCUAACCCCUCUCAACCUGGAGAUUGACCCCAAUGCUCAGAGGGUGAAGCGAGAUGAGAAGGAGCAAAUCAAGACCCUCAACAACAAAUUUGCUUCCUUCAUUGACAAGGUGCGGUUCUUGGAACAGCAGAAUAAGCUUCUAGAGACCAAGUGGAACUUCCUCCAAGAGCAGAAGUGUGCCAAGAGCAACCUGGAGCCCCUCUUUGAGAGCUACAUCACUAACCUGCGGAGGCAGCUGGAUGCAGCCAGCAGCGACCGGGCCCGUCUGGAGGCUGAGAGGAACAACAUGCAGGAUGUCCUUGAAGGUUUCAAGAAGAAGUACGAAGAAGAGGUGGAAUUCCGGGCCAACGCUGAGAAUGAGUUUGUGACUCUGAAGAAGGAUGUGGACUCAAAUUUCUUACAUAAAUCUGAUCUAGAGGCCAACGUGGAAACCCUAGCUCAGGAAAUUGACUUCCUGAAAACUCUAUACAUGGAGGAAAUCCAGCUGCUGCAGUCACACAUCUCAGAGACCUCGGUCAUUGUGAAGAUGGACAACAGCCGGGACCUGGACUUGGAUGGAAUCAUCACCGAAAUCAAGGCCCAAUAUGAAGAGGUUGCCAGGCGCAGUCGGGCUGAUGCUGAGGCCUGGUACCAGACCAAGUAUGAGGAGAUGCGGGUGACAGCUGGCCAACACUGUGACAACCUGCGCAACACACGGAAUGAGAUCAAUGAGCUGACCCGCAUGAUCCAGAGGCUGAAGACAGAGAUCGAGCACGCCAAGACUCAGCGGGCCAAGCUGGAGGCCGCAGUGGCUGAGGCGGAGCAGCGGGGUGAGGCAGCCCUCAAAGAUGCCAAAUGCAAGCUGGCAGAUCUGGAGGGCGCCCUGCAGCAGGCCAAGCAGGACAUGGCCAGGCAGCUGCGCGAGUACCAGGAACUGAUGAACGUCAAGCUGGGCCUGGACAUUGAGAUCGCCACCUACAGGCGCCUGCUGGAGGGCGAGGAGAUCCGGAUCUGCGAAGGUGUUGGACCAGUAAACAUAUCCGUGAGCAGCUCCCGCGGUGGCCUGGUGUGUGGGCCUGAGCCCCUGGUCUCCAGCUCUACCCUCUCCCGCGGCAGAGUCACCUUCUCUGGCAGCAGCAUCCGUUCUGGUGGCGUCUGUGGCUCCAGUCUGGGUGGGGCCCAGGUCAUCAUGGGCAGCGGGGACCUGCUCAGCACAGGCUCCCGGGGAGGCUCGGUGCUGAUGAGAGAGUCCUGCACCCCCUGCCCCCCCAGCAUCCCCUGCCCGCUGCCCACCGAAGGCGGCUUCAGCAGCUGCAGUGGGGGCCGCAGCAGCCGAGGUUCCAGCGUCCGCUUUGUGUCCACCACCACCACCUCCCGCCGGACCAAGUACUGA